Molecule: messenger RNA, 1845 nt
Organism: Trichosurus vulpecula (common brushtail)
Lineage: Eukaryota; Metazoa; Chordata; Mammalia; Diprotodontia; Phalangeridae
Gene: SPATA1
Product: spermatogenesis associated 1
Exons: 14
Coding region: 240-1790 (516 amino acids)
Source: RefSeq, a predicted model, not a curated record
CGACGCCCCAACCCCCUCCUCUUCCUCCCUUGCGCCUUCCUUCCGAGAGAGCGAGCGAGCUACCGGGAGGGAGGGGAGCGCAGGCAUUUACAUGUCUUGAAGACAAAAGAUGAAUGGAAUGCUAUCAUUAAGUCACCUAGAGGAUCUAUAUUAUGAGCCCUAUCAUUAAGUAAUGCUUAAAUGAAAAGGAAGACCGCCAAGAAGCAAUCAGAAGUAAUUAUUACCCUACUGAGGCACCAAUGACUACGUCAUUCAAUCCAAGUCGACCUUCUUCAUCAGAGUUGGUGGAGCUUCAUGUUUUUUAUGUCCCUGAAGGAUCAUGGAACUAUAAGCUAAAUACCAUUUCAAUAGAAGUAGUCAGUAAAUUUAUUUCAGCUGGAUUUAUAAGGGUGUCACCUAAUCUUACUUUACAAGCCCUGAGGGAGCAGCUGGGUGAGUUCCUGGGUGAAGAGGCUGUUGCAGAAAAAUUUUUGUUUCUGAAAUGCAUAGGAAACAAUUUAGCGGUGGUGAAGACAAAGCAAGAAAAGGAACUGAAACUCAAGUCAUUUGCUCCACCAUAUGCUCUUCAACCAGAAUUAUAUUUGCUUCCCAUAGUGGACCACUUAGGAAAUAUUUAUUCAUCAUCAUCAUCAUCAUCUACUGUGGGAGAUAUGCAACAGAAUAAUCUUUUUGAGGAUGAUAAAGCUGCUCAGCAACUAGAUAGUUGCAAAACUUCUUCAAACCAGAAGCCUGGAAAAGAUCCAAGCCUUUUAGAAAAUAUUGCUAAAGUUCCUCCCCUCAAGAAUCAGGAAGAAGGUAAAAAGAAUAAGGAAGAAGAACCUGUUGAGUCCCAUGAGUAUGAUGAUUUAAGUCUUGCAAAUGCAGAAACCGGAAACAAUUCAGCCAUCUCAAAAAUCCGUAUAAAAGUGUCUCCCAAUGAAAUUUGGGAACAUUGUAAUAAUGUUGUGCCUUGGGAUAAUGUCAAGGAUCAGGCUGAAAGAGACAGUGCUCACAUUUUGCUCAAAAGAAGAGUCAGCCUAAAAGACAACAAGAUUAAAAAAUACCCAGCAAGAAAGUAUGGAUUUCUAGAAACAUUAGAUGAUAAACGUGUUUUACAUGGACAAAACAAAAAAAGCCAAUUCCUGUGGGAAAACGGAGACAAGAUCACUGAUGUCAGUAGAAGAAAGGAAGAUCCGUUAGGUGACGAAGAUUAUGACAAGCCAUCGGGUCCUUCUGCUCCUCCUUUGCUACCCCUCCUUGCUUUUGCUCCAGGAAUACUUGAAACCUCUGUGUUACAAAAUGAGAGAUUCAAGAUUAUGCAACAAAUGAAGCAAGUAAAGGAAGAAAGAUGUCAUUUGGAAGAGACGAGAGAAGAACUGUUGAAAAAAGUUAAAACUUUAUUUGAACAAAGCAAAAUGAAAAGAUAUCGUGCCCAGGAAGCUUGGAAGAAAAAAUAUUUUGAAACCAAGAAAAUCACAGCUUCGUUGGAGGAAGUUUUAACUAAACUUCAAGAAGAUUUAGAACUUUAUUAUAAAAAAUUGCUCAUGCAGCUAGAAGCUAGGGAGAUCAAGAUGCGGCCAAAGAAUUUGGCAAAUGUGGAAGACUCAAAGAAUAACCUUAUAAUCCAGAUCACUGAAGUACAGCAUGCAAUUGACCAACUGAAGAGAAAACUGGACACUGACAAAAUGAAACUCAUGAUAGAAAUUAAGAUGAGAAAACAAGCAAUUUCAGACAUACGAACAUUAAAAAUGGAACUGGAACAGAAGAAAAUGAAGGCAUCUUUGAGCUCCCAGUCAAAUGUAUUUACUUAGAACUGUCUUCUUUUUCAUAAUGUUUAGACUUAUUUGAAGACUGUCCAUCCAUUGU